UGAAACCUAAACUACAAGUGGGGGUGGUGCUCAUACCAGACUUCCGUUCACCCCACAGAGCCUGUCACUGUUCAGAACAUUUGUGUCUACAAUGGACUCAUCAAGAGUCUAUGGCAGUUUAAAGACAUCUAGGACCCCAGAGUAUAAGCCUGUAUCACCCUCAUCUCUUCCCUCAGAUGCCUGCCGGUGCCCACACUGGCAUCAGUUGGCUCUGAAACUCAGCUGUGCUGGGCUGAUCCUUCUUUUCUUGAGCCUGAUUGGCCUCAGUGUCUUAGUUCGAGUCCUAGUGCAAAGACCACCAAUAGCAAAAUACAGUGUGUCUACUCAAGAGAACAAGACUGAACCAACAGGGGGAUCAUCCACGCUAAGGUGCCCGAGAGACUGGCAUCCAUACAGGGAGAAAUGCUUAUUUGUUUCCCAAACUUCCGGACCUUGGUCUGAAGGUCUAGCUCAAUGCUCCAUGAAAGAAGCCACUUUGCUGAUCAUUGAAAAUGAAGAAGAAUUGAGAUUCCUUCAUGCUUUCUCAAAGAGAAGAGGACAUCAAUUUUUUAUUGGACUAAAUUAUGUACCAGUGGAGAAAAUCUGGAAGUGGAUAAAUGGCUCUAUUUUAAAUCCUGAUCUAGUACAAAUCAUGGGCACUAAUGAAGAAAACAGCUGUGCAGUCAUCUCACAGACAGAAGUGUUUUCUGACUUCUGUUCUGCCGACAACCGCUGGAUCUGCCAAAAGAAAUUGAAAUAUGUCUGAAAUCCUGUGUCCUGACUCCUGAUUGGGAAUCUCACCUCUGCACUGACCUGUCCAGGCUGUCGGCCCUUCCAGCACGGUUAGGUGGCACAAAGCAUGGACUAUACAACCUCUGUGACUUACAGAUGCUCACGUCCAAUGUCUAUUCUGUAAAUAUAAAUGUACACAGACACAAAUGUGCCAUUCAUUCUAAGAGGGGUGUUCUAUAGGAAGAAGCCCAGGCCAGUAGGGGGCACUGGAGGCCUGGUGUGGCCUUUGUUGAUCUCUGUCCCUGAGGUCAUCUGCAGACAGCUGUAAAAAACUAUUUGAAAAUCCUCAUCUCCAUCUUCCACUCCAAGCUAUCUCACAUCUGGAGAACGCUGAUUUUUAAUUUUUUUUUUAAAUUUUAAUUAGAAAGAGGAUUAUUUCAAUCCGAGGUCCCUUUCCCUCUGCCCUUCCCCUGCCCCCCCCAACAAACAUCCU
This is a messenger RNA of Cricetulus griseus (Chinese hamster), 1204 nucleotides long. The record is from RefSeq and is a predicted model, not a curated record. NCBI's taxonomy places the organism in Eukaryota, Metazoa, Chordata, Mammalia, Rodentia, Cricetidae.